AUGAUGAGGCCAGAAGAGGAGGAAGAGGAGGGAACCAGGAUUCAGGCAAAAGGAGACUUGGAGAUGAAGAAGGAGGAGGAGUUCUGUGAGGCUGGAGAGCUGGUGCCCACCUUGAUACCCUACAACAAGGGAACCUGGUUUUCUGAGGCAUGGGAGUAUUUCCACUUGGUCCCUGCUUGUGCUGGUCACCAUCCCAACCAGUUUGCCACCUGCUGCCUAUGUUCAGGGGUCAACAUGGGCACCACUGCUCUAUGGAAGCAUCUGAAAAGCACGCUGGAGAAGAGCGGCCACAGCCAGGCUGGGCAGCGCGAGGACCCACGGCCCCCAGGGCCGCAGCUUCCCGUGUGCAUUGAGGGAGACUGGGGCAGGCUCCUGGAGCAGCCCAGCACCCUGGCUUUGUGGGCCAACCAGAGGGAAAAGGAGGUGCUUAGGAGGGAAAGGGCAGUGGAAUGGCAGGAGAGGGCUGUGGAAAGAUGGAAGCAGGCCUUGGAGGAGGUGGAAAGGGCCAUCCUGGGAAGGAAGUGGAAGGUGAAGGCUGAGAAGGAGGCCUGCCAGCGUGGUGAGAAGGACCUGCCAGCAGCUGCACAUCCUUUCCAUUUUGUUUAAAUUGUGCUUAGGGGACUGUCAAUACUGACUUCAGUCAUUUUAGUUCCAGCUCAAACAUAAAGCACGAUUUGGUGGCAUUUCUAUUUUUAAGAGAACGAGUACAUAGUGUGAUUCAUCUCAACAGGUCUGAGUGGACCAAAGGCCUAUAUACAGGGUCCGAGCAUUUGCUGACCCUUGGCAAAAACCUCAGAAUGUGUUAACUAAAGAUGGAAGUCAUUUGGCUAUCAUCUACCUGUGAGUUGUUUCAGGGCAGAAGGUAGUAGAUGGUCAGUAUUGUUUAGUAAAAAUAACUGGAUUUAUGCCUAACACGUGGUUUCAGUGGAGUAAAGAUUGAGACAGUUGAGGCUGGGCAGCGAGCUAGAAUGUAUCCUCCUGAGCAGCUCAUCUCAGAGACUCCAGCAGAGCACAACCAGACUCCCUGGGACAGAGAUGUUUGCACAUAUCCUGGUGAUGAUCUCAGACCUAGGUACAAAACUUAUUCUGUGUGAUCCCCCAUGGAAGGACAAAGGUCCAGCCCAAGCUCUCUGGACACUUGAGGGCAUCUU
Molecule: messenger RNA, 1151 nt
Organism: Sciurus carolinensis (gray squirrel)
Lineage: Eukaryota; Metazoa; Chordata; Mammalia; Rodentia; Sciuridae
Gene: Zbed2
Product: zinc finger BED-type containing 2
Molecular function (GO): DNA binding
Source: RefSeq, a predicted model, not a curated record